Molecule: messenger RNA, 2741 nt
Organism: Penaeus monodon (black tiger shrimp)
Lineage: Eukaryota; Metazoa; Arthropoda; Malacostraca; Decapoda; Penaeidae
Gene: nito
Product: RNA-binding protein spenito-like
Biological process (GO): regulation of alternative mRNA splicing, via spliceosome
Cellular component (GO): nucleus
Molecular function (GO): mRNA binding
Source: RefSeq, a predicted model, not a curated record
GUAGUUCGGUAAACACUCUGGCUAUUUACGCGCAGUCCCAUUCUGAUACCGAAACAUUCUGUGCCGUUCAGUAAAACAAGGUCUGUGCUGUUGCCCCUUGGAAGGAAGGCUGCGGCCGAGGCCCCGGAGGCGAAGGCCCCGCCUGUGGCCGGCGGAGGAGCACGGCGAGCCGGAGAGGCAGUUCCUGGCGACGCUCCGCCGACGGACGCAGUGAGCAGCAUGAAGAGGGGCGCGGACAGGGACUUGUCUCCCUCCAGUAAACGGUCGAGGUCGAGUGUGGGGCGCUAUGAGGACAGCAGCGAGGACGAGGGGCGCCGCAGCAGCCGCGGAGGAAGCCCCCCGGGGCGGCGCUACCCCCCGCCCGAGCCCCUGCACCGCUCGGAGCGCGACGACUUCGCGAGGGCGCCGCCGAGGCCGCCCGCCUACAAGGUGCUGUGCGUGUCCAACCUGCACUCCAAGGCCAGCGACGAGAUGGUGCGCGAGGCGCUGUACCGCGAGUUCAAGAGGUUCGGCGACGUGAGCGUGAAGGUGUCGCUGGGCGCGGACGAGCGCCUGGCCUACGUGUACUUCCGCAGCGCCGACGAGGCCCGGGAGGCCAAGCACAGCAAGCCGCGCAUCCUGUUCUACGACCGGCCGGUGGUGGUGGAGCCCAUGUACGAGGCGGCGCGGGACUACGCCCUCCCGCGCGGCCGCUCCAGGACGCCGCCCGACUACGAGCGGGGCUACCGGCCGCGCAGCCCGCCGGGGCCCGACCUGGAGGACAGGUACGAGCCGCGCUUCGAACAGCGAGUACUACGCCGAGGGGCCGCCCCUGCGGCAGGACGAGUACAGCUACAGGCAGCACCGGGGGCGCGGGGGGCCGCACGGGCACUACGGGCCGCCCCUGAGGGGGGGGUUCAAGCACAGCUUCGGGGUGAUCGACAGCAAGCGUGACAAGUUCCCGAACUACCUGCAUCACGUGCCGCCCGAGGAGGACCCGCUGGCCACGCGCACGCUCUUCGCCGGCAACCUGGAGAUCAACAUCAGCGAGGAGGAGCUGCGCCGCAUCUUCGGCAGGUACGGCGUCGUGGACGACAUCGACAUCAAGCGGCCGCCCCCGGGCACGGGCAACGCCUACGCCUUCGUCAGGUACCAGAAUUUGGACAUGGCGCACCGGGCCAAGAUAGAGUUGUCGGGGCAGUACAUAGGCAAAUUCCAGUGUAAGAUUGGAUACGGGAAAGUGAUGCCCACGACCAGGGUGUGGGUGGGGGGGCUGGGGCCUUGGACGUCAGUGACGCAACUCACGCAGGAGUUCGACAGAUUUGGUGCUAUUAAGAAGAUAGAGUACGUGAAGGGCGAGAGCCACGCGUACAUUCUGUAUGAAAGUCUUGACGCCGCGCAGGCAGCCGUGAAAGAGAUGAGGGGCGUUCCCCUCGGGGGCCCAGACAAGAGGCUCAGGACGGACUUUGCCGAGGUGAACCCCCCGCCCGGGGCCUUCCCUCCGGGCUACAAGAAGGAGUUCGACGGGGAGUACCGUGACGAGUGGGGAGGGGGGCGAGGCAGUGGGUACGAGGACUAUGUGGGCGAUUACGCAGGCUAUGGCAGGGGGCGUGGCAGGGGUCGGGGCUGGCACGAGAGGGGGCGUGGCGGCCACAGGGGAGGGUACCACGGGGACUACCAGAGGCCGGAUUACCGCGACUAUGACGGGACGCCGGAGGGCGGGGAGCACCCGGCGAGGAGCCCGGACCCUGGCGACGGAAGCAACGACAAUGGUCUCACCAGCGCACGCACGCUCGCAGACGUUGCACGGGCAACCCCCACCUCCUGGCAGGGCUCGCUGAUCUUGAAGAACUCCUCCUUCGGGACCAUGCACCUCAUAGAGGGAGACACGGAAGUGGCAGAGAUGAUGCAGGACGAAGAGGGUCGGCCGCUCCUGAGAAUCACCCAGCGCCUCCGCCUGGACCAGUCACGGCUGGAUGAUGUGAGCAGGAGAAUCAGCGCGCCAUCAACGGCUACGAUUCUCCUGUCGCUGCCCAGCACGACGGCGCCCCAGGCCCCGGAGGAGGCGGCCGUGCAGACGAGGCCGCUGCGCAACCUGGUGGCCUACCUCAAGCAGAAGGAGGCGGCGGGCGUGAUCACCCUCAACUCCACCAGCAAGGAGGGCAACACGCAGGGGGUGCUGUACGCCUUCCCUCCGUGCGCCUUCUCCCUCGACCUGCUGCACAGGGUGUCCCCAGGGCUGACCGAGGAGACCACCAGGGACGACCACCUGGUCAUUGUGAUCGUGAGGGGGACGGCCACGUAGGCGGGACAGACGCAGAGGCCGUGUGGCCGCGGACCGCUCUCGUUGGACCUAGUGUGCCCAGCACUAAGUGUGGGAAAAGAGAGAGAACGGAAAAUUUCCUUGUUAUAAAUCCAUGUGCUUGAACAAAGACUGCCUUAUAGUCCCUGCUUUUUAAGUGUAGUAAACUUUUCACAUGGAAGCCUAUAUUUUCCAUAAAUCAAUAAUUGUGAAUAUAAUAAUCUUUACAACUGUAUUGUACAAUUUGUUAAAAAAAACAUGUCAAAGAAAACUGUGAAUUUUAAGAAACAGUUUGUGUUGUUCAACAAAAAUUAUGGAUAGCAUUGUAUGGUUUUCUUUUUUUUAUUAUUAUUAUUCAGAAAUUUUUUGUUUUACAUUUUAUAAGUGAGUGUCUUAGACUAAUAUCUUCACCUGAAGUGUAAAAAAAAAAAAAGUGUUUUAAAUACAGUGAAGUAACCUG